This is a messenger RNA of Callorhinus ursinus (northern fur seal), 933 nucleotides long. Its product is annotated as olfactory receptor 5J2-like. The record is from RefSeq and is a predicted model, not a curated record. Gene Ontology annotation, biological process: G protein-coupled receptor signaling pathway. Gene Ontology annotation, molecular function: olfactory receptor activity. Gene Ontology annotation, cellular component: membrane. Lineage: Eukaryota; Metazoa; Chordata; Mammalia; Carnivora; Otariidae.
AUGGGCCAAGAGAAUUUCACAGCUAUUACUGAAUUUAUUCUUUUGGGACUGACAGACUGUGCUGACUUGAAAAUUAUUUUUUUUGUGUUGUUCUUGGUGAUUUAUGUCGUUACCUUGUGCUCCGUGCUGGGCAUGAUUUUCUUAAUCCAAAUAACUCCCAAGGUCCACAGGCCCAUGUACUUUUUCCUCAGCUGCCUUUCAUUUGUAGAUGCCUGCUAUUCAUCUGUUACUGCACCGAAAAUGCUGAUCAGCUUCUGGGUUGUGAGGAAAACCACCUCAAUCUCUGCCUGCAUAGCGCAGCAUUUAUGUUUUGGGGUGUUUAUCACCACAGAAGUCUUCUUGUUGCCAGUGAUGCCAUGUGACCGUUAUGUGGCCGUUGUCAACCCUUUGCUUUACAGUGUAGCCAUGUCUAAGAGGAAGUGUGUAGGGCUGGUCACUGGGUCAUGGAUAUGUGGAAUAAUUAACUCAUUAAUACACACAAGCUUCGGCAGACUGUGCUUCUGUAGGAGGAAUGUUGUCAGUCAUUUCUUCUGUGAUAUUCCCUCACUCCUAAAGCUGUCAUGUUCUGAUACUUCCGCGAAUGAAUUGUUGCUCUUAACCUUCUCUGGAGUCAUUGCCAUGGCCACCUUCUUGAUUGUGACCAUUUCCUACAUGUUCAUUGUUUUUGCUAUCCCGAGGAUCCGCUCAGCCACAGGCAGACAGAAAGCCUUCUCCACCUGUGCCUCUUACCCGGCUGCUGUGACCAUAUUCUAUGGUACCUUAAGCUUUAGUUACCUCCAGCCAAGUUCCCAGUAUUCCGUAGAACAGGAGAAGGUGGUUUCUGUGUUCUAUACACUAGUGAUUCCCGUGUUAAGCCCACUUAUUUACAGUCAGAACAAAGAGGUAAAGGAUGCUGUGGAAAGGGCCACAGAAAUGAAACAUUUCCCCUGUUAA